Molecule: messenger RNA, 9385 nt
Organism: Numida meleagris (helmeted guineafowl)
Lineage: Eukaryota; Metazoa; Chordata; Aves; Galliformes; Numididae
Gene: EFR3B
Product: EFR3 homolog B
Exons: 20
Coding region: 4453-6594 (713 amino acids)
Biological process (GO): protein localization to plasma membrane
Cellular component (GO): plasma membrane
Source: RefSeq, a predicted model, not a curated record
GGUUAACAGCACCCUGCUAACCUGGUCCUUUGCCUUCUGCAUUGCUUGUCAUCCUGCAUCUGCAUGUUGUUGGGGCAGGAAUCCCCAGUGGGAAAGGACGGGGAGUGGUUGCAGGUAAGGAUUUAAGAUGUUCCCUCUGUGCCUCCUGCCACGCGUGAGGUGUCUGAGCCCUUAGCUGUGCUGUGUGCUGUUUCUCCUGUUUGCUGUUUGGGGCUAGUUGCUAGUCUGUGAUCUCUACUGCCAUGCUCUCCUGCUCUUGAAUUCAUCUUUUCCUAAACAAUCUACAGGACAUGGCGGGCUGUCAGCAGUUUCACACAAUAGACCAACUUAGGAGGUGAUCCCUGUGGAUUUUAGGAGCUCUUAAUGCUCAUAAAAGGGCUGGCUUAAUCAGAGCUGUAACUUGCAAUAAAUGGCUUAGCCGGACCAGGAGUGCAUCAGUCACAGUUAUAAAAUGAGGGGAAAAAGAGAAGCAUGAAUGAACGACAUGACAUCCUCGUGGCUUCCAAACUGCUGACCCUGGCUUGCUUGUGUACUACCUUUCUGCUGGCGAGACAGCUUGCUCUUUGCUGGCUUUUACUGGGGGGACUGGGUGUACCUGACACCUGGUCUUCCAAGGGCUCUGACAGCACCCAGAAGCUUGGCUUGUGCGAGCAGCAUCUGUUCUCCCUGCUUUUAAAGGUUGAAGUGGAGCUGAUUGUCCUUUGGGCAGGAGGGUGGGCUAGGCAGAUGCUCUUUCGAGUGCCUGGGAAAAGCAAGGAGAGCUCAGCCCUAAGCUUUCAUUUUGUGCUGUGUGUGUAUUAGUUCUUGAUAGCACCUCCUGGACAGGCAGCACUGGGUCCCGCUGUGCUCUUCUCCUCCAGGAGCCAGCACAGUUCCAGGCACUUGGCUAUAAAUACCUCUGAAGCAGGGACAGCGAAGUGGAGACCUUUCACAACCCCUUGUGCCUGGCAGCUCAUUGCUCCCAGCUGAAAGCGAUGUGAGCUGCCCAUCAGCAAACCUAUUAAUCCUCAGCUCUUGGAGAAGCAGGAGGACUGAUAACUUGGUGAAAACCAACUGCCUGUGGCCUACAGCAGCUUGCUGGAUCAUUUUGGCAUGAUGACAAUGACAGUGGUGAUGUUGUAAGCUCCAGGUACGCUGCAGGGACUACGUGUGAAAGCCCCAUGUGAUGGGAGCAGGAUCUUCGAGCAACACCCUCAUCCCUCUGUGCCUAAGCAUGACCUGAGCUCUGUGGAGAUGUGAGAGGUGCUACUUGCUGUCCAAGCCUUUUGAUAUGUUCUAGAGCCACCUGAAUCCAGCCCAGCAGCAAGCAGCUGGCUCUCUUGCUAAGAGAGCCCCCCGUGCUGUAGUGCAACUCUGCCUUUGAAUGUAUGCAGUAUCUCCUUGAUCAUCCUCUAAGCCCUUGCUGCAGGGUCUCAUGAUGCCCAGCAGAGGCUUCAGUUUUGAAGUCAAAGAGAGGAGAUUUCAGGUUAGAGGUUAGGGGGAAAUUUUUGACCUGGAGUGGGGAGGUGCUGGCACAGACUGCCCAGAGAGGUUGUGGAUGCCCCAUCCCUGGAAGUGCUCAAGGCCAGGUUGGGUGCAGCCUGAACUUUUAGGUGGCAACCAGCCCACAGCAGGGGGUUGGAGCUGGGUGGACUUUAAGGUCCCUUCCAACCCAAGCCAUUUUGGGAUUCAGGGUGCCAACCCCGACAAACAUCCUCGAGCAGGAGGAACUGUGUUUCCUUAGUGUGGUUUUCACUGUGGUCAGCAAUCGGUGGUGGAUGUUGUAAUGAGGAGUCCAGACUGGGAAUGAUGGUUUAGUGGCUUUGUCUUUCUUUUUCUGGAGCGUGGUGGUGUUCAGAGGGCAAAUAGCACUGAAACCUUGUGGGCUUUUGUAGAGAAGUGAGUAAUGAUAAUGAGACACUUCUUCCUGUAUCUGCUAAUGAGGAAUGUGCCUUAGGCUUGUGCUUAAUUAGAGGGUGCUGUCUCAAGCAGUCUUCACAAUAACGGAGCUGAUGGCAAAGGCGGGAGGAGGUUGUUUAUAGAAAUCUGCUCCAAGUGAGUCAUUCUCACGGCGUGAAAUCUCUCCUUGGACACAUCUCACUCCUUGCAGGGAUGUGUGGCUCCGUGCUGUAUGGGGCUGAUUCCCAGGGCCUGGGCUGCCCGGCCACAGUGCUGGAGGCAGCGGGUGGCAGCGAAAAUCCAGCGUCCUGUCAUCAUAUAAUCCCCGGGGUGAACAUAUGGAGCGGCAGCUUAAAUCCACUUUGUUUUCUCAUCCUUGUUAGGAGGCUGCUGGGCAAUCUCCCUGCUUUGGGUAGGAACCAUCUAAUUUCCAGCUCAAUGUCAUUCAUGUUUUAUUUUUUCCUCAAACCGGCGUUGAUCUUUCAUUUAAGCAGCUCUUCCCCCUCCUUGAUGUUCCUCUUCUGAUGUAUUUAUGUCUGAUAUAUUUAUAGAUGGCAGCGUUAUCCCUUCCCAGCCGUUGUUUGGUAUCUCUGGGGUAGAUGCACUCCUUGCAUUUCUCCCGUGCUUGCUCCCUGCUCAUCCCAGCUGCGUUUUGGUUGCAACUUGUCGGCUUCAAUCAUGGGAGCCUGAGCCCAGCCCAGCACCCCUUCAAACCACAGCAGAAAUAAAAUCACAAAACCGUAGAGUAGCUUGAGUUGGAAGGGAUCUUAAAGCCUGUCCAGCCCCAACCCUUCCAUGGGCUGGUUGCCCCCCACUAGAUCAGGCUGCCCAGGGCCACAUCCAGCCUGAUGUUGGGCACCCCCGGGGAUGGUGCAUCCACAGCUUCCUUGGGCAGCAGUGCCAGGGCCUCACCGCCCUCUGAAUGAAACAUUUCCUCCUGACAUCUAUCCUAAAUCUCCCAUCUUUUCAUUUAAAACCAUUCCCCCUUAUCCCAACACUAUCUGCCUGUGUAAAAAGGCAGUCUUCUCUUGUUUAUAAGCUCCCUUUAAGUACUGGAAGGCAACAAGGAGGUCUGCUCAGAGCCAAAUCCUCCAGAUUGAACAAGCCUAGCUGCCUCAGCCUGUCUUUGUAAGAGAGCUGCUCCAGCCCCCUGAUAUAGUGCUAUAUUUCAGUGUUUUCAAUUGUCUUGUUGAUGAGAGAGAGGUCACGAAGCCACGGAGCAGCUUUUUUACCUGGGAUGCAUUGCCACACUUUGUGUGAAAUCUGUUGCUGAGAAUGAGAUCCGUUCUCUGAAGGUUUGCUGCCUUCUUUCCUGCCAGCCCAGCAGUCUGCCAGCCCUGGGUCUUUUCUGUGUGUGUCUGGAGCUGCUUUUUUUGCCACGGGGCACAGGUUGGCAAUGGGACCAGGGUGGGCAUCUCCCACAUGGCAAAGCACCCUUGUAGGAGCAGCCAAGUCUUAGAAAAAUGCAGUAGUCUGUGAGAAAGCGUCAGAGUUCUGAAAGUGUCAGGACAUGCUGGCGGAGUGAGGAGGCAUCGAGGCUCAGUUCUCUCUGUUCUCAGCUGCUUUUUGCAAGCUUUGGCCCUGCCACAGGCUUCAGGAUGAGAAUGGACACGGAGAGGGCAUCUGCUUGCAGCUGGCAGAUGUGAACGCUGUGCCACUUGUGGUGUCACCAGGCGGGGUGGCACCAUGCAGAGACAUCUGUCCCCCGAGGACAGAGAUGUGUGGGGCUCGCUGUGCCUGGCAGCUGCCUGGGAACGCUGCCAGCCACCUCUGUCCAAGGCGUGCCAUUUCCUUCCUUUAUUUUGUGACUCUUCUCAGCCAUGGGGUACUUGGGGCUGCUUUCCCAGGAGCUGCUGUGAAGAGCCCCGUUACUGCUCCUCGCUCUACAUCCCGCCCUCGCCUCCGGCUGCACGUGGAGUUGCCAUGAGCUAAAAAAAAAAAAAAACACUUUGUGCUCUGCCUGGUACAGAGGUUUCUUAUGUAACAGCCCUGCAUUUUUCUGGUGAGUAAGAGGAGUUGAUCAGUCAGAGCUGGUCCCUGUGCUCUGGGAACAGUUCCUGGCAGGGCUGAUCCAUCUCCUUCACUCAUACAGAGCCAGCCUUUGCAGCUGACGUUAUUAAUAGCCUUGUACAGUGAGUGCAUGCUGAUUGCAGUGCCUGUCCCUCAGUGCCAAGUGGCAUGCUGGGAUGGGUAAGCUGGCUUUGCUGGCUGCAGAGGCACCGGUGGGCCUUCUACCUGCUGUCCAGCAGCAAAUGUGGAAAGCAAGAAGAGAGGAAAGCCUGCCCAUAGGGUCAGAGUGAGGAAGGAGAUGCUAUGUGGCGUGGCGAUAAGCACCCUGGCAGAUGCUACAUGGACAGAUAACUCCUUGGUGAUAAGUUAGAUCCUCCCAGCUGGAGGAUGAACCCAGCAGUCCUAAAACCCUGGCUCAGAGCCUUUGUGCUGCCCUGGACAGCUUGCUUCAACGGUAUGGGAUUGCUCAGUGCAACUGCAGAGCUUUGUGUUGUGCCGCUGGAAGUGACUGGCACCAGCAUCACACUGUAAUGCAGCAUCUCUGUCUGGCAGAAGGGGUCCUCCAUGCAGUGUGAGCACGAGCCCAUAGCAGGAGACAUCCUGCUUGGAGGACAGUUUGUGAAGUUUGCCAACAUCGAGGAGGACACCCCAUCUUAUCACCGCAGCUAUGACUUCUUUGUCUCCCGCUUCAGUGAGAUGUGCCACUCUAGCCACGAUGACCUGGAGAUCCGGACAAAGAUCCGGAUGUCUGGCAUUAAAGGCCUGCAAGGGGUAGUGAGGAAGACGGUGAAUGACGAACUUCAAGCCAACAUCUGGGACCCACAGCACAUGGACAAAAUUGUGCCCUCGCUUCUCUUCAACUUACAGCACGUGGAGGAGACUGAAAGCCGCUCCCCCUCCCCACUGCAAGCUACUGAGAAGGAGAAGGAGAGUCCCACGGAGCUGGCAGAGAGGUGUCUGCGGGAGCUGCUGGGCCGGGCGGCGUACGGCAACAUCAAGAACGCCAUCACACCUGUCCUCAUCCAUCUGGAUAACCACUCGCUCUGGGAGCCGAAGAUCUUUGCCACCCGCUGCUUCAGGAUCAUCAUGUACUCAAUCCAGCCACAGCACUCCCAUCUUGUGAUCCAGCAGCUUCUUGGCCACCUGGAUGCCAACAGCAAGAGCGCAGCCACCGUGCGUGCGGGCAUUGUGGAGGUCCUCUCAGAAGCAGCGGUGAUUGCAGCCUCCGGAUCUGUUGGCCCCACGGUGCUGGAGGUGUUUAACACCUUGCUGAGGCAGCUGCGGCUCAGCAUUGACUAUGCGCUGACGGGGAGUUACAACUGCAUCACCGGUGUCAGCACCAAGAUCAUCAAAGAGCAUGAGGAGAGGAUGUUCCAGGAGGCUGUCAUUAAAACCAUAGGGUCCUUUGCCAGCACACUGCCCACUUACCAACAGUCUGAGGUGAUGGCCUUCAUCAUGAACAAGGUGCCUCUACCAUCCUCGCAGCAGUCCAUUGAGGCUGGCAAAGCUGGGGAGAACCGAAAUAGGCUGACACAGAUCAUGCUCCUCAAGUCCCUGCUACAGGUCUCCGUGGGCUUCCAGUGCAGUAACAUGCUCACAGCACUUCCUAGCGCCUUCCUGGACAGGCUGCUCUCCGCAGCCCUCAUGGAGGAUGCUGAGAUUCGCCUCUUUGUCCUUGAGAUCCUCAUCAGCUUCAUUGAUCGCCACGACAACCGGCAGAAGUUCUCUACCAUCAGCACCAUCAGCGACAUCUCAGUCCUGAAGCUGAAAGUGGAAAAAUGCUCGCGCCAAGAUACUGUCUUCAUGAAGAAGCAUAGCCAGCAGCUCUUCCGGCACAUCUACCUGAUAUGCAAGGAGGAGAGCAACAUCCAGGCUCACUACGAGGCUCUCUACAGCAUGCUGGUGCUCAUCAGCAUUGAGCUGGCUAAUGAGGAGGUUGUGGUGGACCUCAUCCGCCUGGUGCUAGCAGUGCAGGAGAUAGCCCAGAUCAACGAAGACAACUUGACGGCAUACAACCGCUGUGCACUCUUCGCCCUUGGUGCAGCUUACCUGAACCUCAUCAGCCAGCUCAUCACCGUGCCCACCUUCUGCCAGCACAUCCACGAGGUUAUCCAGACGCGACAGAAGGAAGCUCCCUAUUUGCUUCCUGAAGAUGUGUUUGUGGAGAGGCCCAGGUUAAGCAAGAGCCUUGACCGCCUGGGCCCGGAGGUCUUCUUCUGGCAGAGCAAGAUCAGUGAAGUGCUGGGUGGCAGCGGCUACAAUGCAGACCGGCUCAGCACACCCUAUGUCCCCCAGCUGACCGAUGAAGACCGCUUGUCCAAGAGGAAGAGCAUUGGCGAGACCAUUUCCCUGCAGGUCGAAGUGGAGUCUAGAAACAGUCCUGAGCGAGAACAGAGAGCACCAGCCGAAGAGAUCACAUAUGAGACACUGAAGAAGGCAAUAGUAGACAGUGUCGCCGUGGAGGAGCAAGAGCGAGAGCGGAGGAGACAAGUGGUGGAGAAAUUUCAGAAAGCCCCGUUUGAGGAGAUCGCCGCUCACUGUGGCGCCCGGGCGACGCUGCUGCAGAGCAAGCUCAACCAGAUCUUUGAGAUCACCAUACGGCCACCACCAAGCCCAUCAGGCACCAUCACAGCUGCCUACGGCCAGCCCCAAAACCACUCCAUCCCAGUGUAUGAGAUGAAGUUCCCGGACCUGUGUGUGUACUGAGGAUGGCUGUGCUGGUAGGACAGAGCCUCUGCUGCACAGCUUGUGCCAAAGGACCUGCUGGGGAGAAGAGACUGCCAACCACCUGGAGAGUGCAUCCUCGUGCAUGACAGAUAGGGACGUGGACACUAAGACUACCCCAAGAUUCAUUGGCACCACAAACCUGUCUCAUGAACUUUCUUUAGUGAUCCCCUGCCAGUAUUUUGGGGGCGUUUGGUGGUGCAGGAGGGUGUGUCAUUGCUCUGACCUCCCUCUCCAAUUUUGUUUUUGGGGAGGGGAUAGGAGAUGCUCUGGUUCCUGUCAGAGAGCUUUGGGUGUGUACAUCUUCCCAAUGUAAAUCAAAGCUGUUCCUUGGGGAAUCCCUCCCCAGAUCAUCUGUUAGCCGUGUUGAGAGCCCCUGGCGAGGGUGCAGGGGUGAAGCUGAAGGGUGUGAGAUUGUAAAAGGGGAUGUGCGGUGCAGAGUGCCGGAGCCUGGGGGCAGCUGUGGAACAAAAUCCUGCCAGAGCUCAUGCACAGAGCAGGUCACUGGAAAGGGUGCAGUCCAUACAUCCAGCUCCUGGCCUGUGAGCUGCAUCUUCCCAGCAGCUGCCCCAGUGCUUGGCCAGUUCUUCGGGUACUUCACUCGGGACAAGAGGAUUGCCUGGAGUGCCAGGAGGGCAGCAAUUGUCCCAUUCCAGUGUUGGGAUACACAGCAACCUGGCUGGUUCCAGCUCACUUGAAAACAUGAUUUAUUUGGGAAAACUUUUUUGGAGGAGGAGGAGGAGGAAGGGAGAUCCACAAGAGCUAUGCUUGACUUGUCUGUGUCAUCAGCAGGGUGCUCUUGGGAAGCCCAUCCAGCAGCCACAGCCAGUGCUUGUACAGUGAGGCACCUGGAGCAACCGUGAGUCAUGAAUAGGAACCACAUUUGGGCAUACCAGCACACUGAGCAACUAUUUUCGUGUUUUCAGUUUGGGAUUUCACAGUGUUAGCAUUCCUGUCUGAAGAAAAGAUUUAUUUUUUAACAGAAUCCUUUUGGAAGAAGUCCAAUCUUAAAUCAGAAGAGCCCUAACUGCGAGGAACCCCAGUGCUGCUAGAAGCUUGCUGCAAUGAGAGGUGUUUUAUGGGGUCCAACCUUCAGAGCCUGCAUCUGGCAGGCCGUGGAUCAAAUCUGUGCUUGUGUGAUAGGAUGAAACUGGGUUUGGACUGGGGGAUGUGUGGCUGUUGAGAGUUUUUUAGCCGUAUGUGGUAGAAAACACAUUUUUGGGAGAACUUGGGAUCCUUUUGGGCCCUACUGAGUCAAAAAUUGCGAGGUGAAGAUAGCAGGGAUGGGGAGGAAAAGAUUACUCGGGGAUAUUGGGUUGCUCACCGGGUCUCUCUUGCUCCCAAAUGCCUUCCAAGCCUUGGUGCACUAUGGCUGCCCGCGGGGUUCUCCAUACAGCUUCUGCUGUGGACAGACAGCUUUGGGCUGAGCCAAGCACGUUGCCUCCUGCAUCAGGGCUGCUGUGAAAUCCUGUGUCACCCCAGGGCCAGCCCCUUUCCUUCCAGCUGGACACGUUGCCUCUGACUUCACUGCAGGAGGAGACACAGGAGGAUCUAAAACUCAAAACUGGAGGUGUGGCAGAUGCUGCUGCGUGCGGCAGGGGGACAGCAGGUAAACCCAGUGGACGCAGCGGUGCUGCCUGUGCUCAGCUGGAUUGCUUCAGCGACCACUCACUUCUCUGCCCCUUCUCACUGUAGCUCUUCAGGCAGUUAUUUGAAGGUGUAAUUACACGUUAACAUCCUUCUCUUUUCAAUCUCUCUCUUUUUUUUUUUUUUUAAUUUGGUGGCGGGUGCAGUUUGCGAUUGCCCCGAGGUUACCGCUUGUUUGUGUGGUUGUCAUGUAAUCCGGGUUUAGGAAAUGACCUAGCUUAAGAGGACAGGAAAAAACAAGGGUUUAUUUCAGUCUUGGGCUGGGAUUGCAGCAUGGCUCUGCUUCUGCCCAGGGCCACCAGCUAUCCCUUGCCACAGCCAGUGUUUGGCAGUCCCCCCCAUAUUUCUGUUCCCAGCCUGUCCCUUUUUGUUCCCUUAAUUAUGCCUAGUCCCCCUGGGGCUUUGUCAGGGCGAAGUUUUGGAGCUGGUGUUGAGAACAGGAGGAGGCUGCUUAACAAAGGAGGGUUUGCUCCCAUGGCUGUGCUAAUGAAAAGCAGUAAAAGUUUAGUGGAAUGCAGUAGGAAAAGCAGUUAACUCCCAGAUCGUGUGUGCAUGGGGGGAAGACCCCUCCAAACCACUUGAAACUCACAAGGAAGGUGGGAAGAUGAGCACAAGGCUUGCUCCUUGGAACCUGGCUGCCAUGGGGAUGGCACAGGGCACGUCCUGGGGUUCCAACACUGCUUGGGGAUCCUGGGGCAGGACUGCACCUUAUCCCAUGGCUGGGGGUUUCGGUGUGGUCUCCCUGCUCCCAGUGCUGUUCCCUUGCUAUGUCCCCCAGCACAUCCCCUGUUCCCCUCCAAAAGCAGGUGCUGGCUGUGCUCAGCGUUGCAUUUCAGGACCCAAACUCCACCUGUAAAUGUCCCUACACACACACACACACACGCAGCGUAAGUGACUUGUUUGUACAUCCCGUUUAGUUUAGAUACUGGUGUAUGUAUAGAUGACAAAGUAUAUUUCUAUCAACUUGGCAGUUAGGUGCAUGUGUGCGUUUCCAUCUCUGUAUUUCGGGGCACUGUGUCGUUUCCGUGCGUAGCCGAGGGCAGGAGGGGAGUGGGCUGUGAAAGGGCCGAGAUGCCAUCGGUAUUUCCAGACGCACCCUCCAAUAAAUGUUGAUGUUGCCACUUUA